This is a messenger RNA of Hibiscus syriacus, 435 nucleotides long. RefSeq names its product aspartic proteinase-like protein 1. Bases 26 to 349 code for a protein of 107 amino acids. NCBI's taxonomy places the organism in Eukaryota, Viridiplantae, Streptophyta, Magnoliopsida, Malvales, Malvaceae. The transcript is spliced from 2 exons. The record is from RefSeq and is a predicted model, not a curated record.
UGUGUGCAUAUUUUAAUGACACUGGAUGAACAAAUGUGUUGCAGAAAACUUCAUGACAGGCCAUCACAUUGUUUUUGAUCGUGAAAAUAUGAAGUUGGGUUGGUCACGUUCCAACUGUCAAGACGUGAGUGACAAAUCAGGCAUACAUCUCGCACCACCUCCCAGUAGUGGAUCUCAGAUUCCAUUGCCGACAAAUGAGCAACAGCACAACAAUAAUACAGAAGCAGUUGUUCCAGCAGUCGCAGGAAGGGCUUCCACAAAGGCUUCUUGGGCUUCGCCACUGCAAAUUCCCACCCUGCUCUGCAUAUUCAGUCCAUUCCUACUGCUGCUGCUAAGGUUUUUACUUUAACCGUAACUCCAUAAUCAUUUCUCAUGUAAAUCCUAUCAAUUCUUGUCAGCUUUACCAAAUAAGGAACAUCGUACCAAUUUUUUUCU